GAGAUGGCAAAAAAGCGCUAGUUUACAUAAUUCGAAAACUCCUUUCCCCCGCCUCCUCCUCCUUGCUUUGGUAAAAAAGUCACGCCAAAAGCUCUGAGAGAAAGAGAUCUACAAUCUCCAGAUGGAGAAAAUGCCAUGGAUUGUGUCGUCUCAAGAUGUGGAUGCUCUCGCUCUCCAAUCGUAUAGCCGCAAGGAGAAAUCUCUAGGCGUUCUCGUCUCCAAUUUCGUGAGGAUAUAUAAUCGAGACGAUGUUGAUUUGUUUGGCAUCGAUGAGGCCGCUGCCAAAUUAGGAGUUGAACGACGGCGUAUAUAUGAUGUAGUCAAUAUACUGGAGAGCAUUGAGGUUGUGUCUAGAAAAGGCAAGAAUCUUUACUCUUGGAAUGGUUUUCUCCACAUUCCUCGCUCUCUUCAUCAUCUCAAGGAAGAAGGUUUGAGAGAGGGUUUUGGUACCUCAAGCAUCUGCAUCAACUCCCAGAAGGUUUCACUUGAUGAUGAAAGUGAAGAGUCCUUCAGUUUAACGCCUGAUGAUCAAGACAACUCAUCACUCUCUAAAUUGGACCACAAGAAGGAGAGUUCUCUCUGGUUACUCUCCCAAAACUUUGUUAAGAUGUUUCUUUGCUCUCAUGAUGAUCUCAUCACACUGGAUAGUGCUGCAAAAGCCUUGCUGAGCGACUCUCAAGAUCCAAUGCAUAUGAGAACUAAAGUUAGGCGGCUUUACGACAUUGCAAAUGUGUUAUCAUCCAUGGAGUUAAUCGAGAAGACUCAUAUACCAGGGACUAGGAAACCAGCAUACAAGUGGUUGGGGUCCAAAAGCUUAACCGAAAAAGGAUCAAGCUUGUUUAACUCCACCACUGAAUCCAAGAAGCGGGUCUUUGGAACAGAGAUCACCAACUUUAGUACAAAGAGAAACAAAACAGAUUGUUCAUCAAACUACGUACAGAACGGAUAUAAUAAACAUGUCGAGGAGGAAAAGAAACCAGCUGCAAAGAGCUAUGUGUUUGGACCAUUCUCGCCAACAGGUGCAUCUAAGAAGAAUAACAACAAUGCUGGAACCAAUAAUAGCGGAAGGUUGCAAGAUCUCGAGGCCCUUUCUUCUACCUACAAACCUCAGUAUUGCAAUCAAGAUGUAACUGGUCUUCUUGGGCAUUACACGGAGGCAUGGAACAAAUGGUUUGCAGAGCUUGAUCGCAAAUAAAACAUUACUCUGCGCCCCCAAAGGUAGAUCGUUUUCACCGGGUUGGGUACAUGAUGAGAGCACAUAAACUCACAGAACAUCAUAGUUUUCUAGUCUUCCUUUAAUCAAGAAUCAACGUAUUGUUGUUAUUUGUUAAUAAAAGUCACACCCCAACAAAAAAAAACCAUGUAAUUUUUUUGCCCCAGUGACUUUGUCUAGUGGACUAGCUCCUUCCGUCCAUCUAGAUUCGAAUUCGUACUCUCCUGAACUUACUAUAAAUGUUUAUUCUUAUAUUUGGUUUGGCAUCAUUAGAUUUUUUUCAGGUUCUACAAAGCAUUUAUUUAUGUUUUUCUUUGACUUUGCACCUUCUGUCACAAGUAAACUAUGCAAAAAGGAUCGUCUAAUGAUAGCACAUUUGACUGUGAAUCUCUUAAUACUCAAAUGUUUCAUAGGUCAAAACUUUCAUGACUCAUACAGAUGUUUCGAUGCUUUAGAUUGCUCGGAGAUUGAUCUAAGCUCAAGCUUCAAGAUGCCCCCCAUUAAGAAAACAAAUAUUUGUUCAAUUUAUAGUUUCUUCGAAGCUGAAGAUAAUGUCUCCACAUUAAUAUUGUUUCUGUUUUAUUAAAACGCGAGUGUACUAACAUACAAAAGUGAACCUCGAAUUUCCUAGACGAUUAACAGUAGUAUAUAGUAGGCAUUAUUAACUUAUGAGAAAUAUAUGAAUUGUAUUAUUGAUACGAUGAGAGUUACAUAGCUUUAUAUAGUAUAGCUAUAUAUGAAUCAAAUAAUAAAUGAGAGGAUCAUACAAUUACUAAGGAUAAUAUAUGAUGGAGUGGUUAUUGUGAUUGAGUAAAUCAUGAGUUAUGACUGAUACUCUUUCUUUGAUAGGCAUUAUAUAAGAAUGAUUUUUUUUUCUUUUGAAGAAUGCUUUUCUUUUGAAUAAAAAUGGAGAAUAUUUUUUUUUUGAAACAUGAUAUCUACAUAGAAUGAUUUCUACAUAGAAUGAUUUUUUUUAAUUUCAUUUCUACUUAGAAUGAUAUCUACAUAGAAUGAUAUUCAUUUCUACUUUCUUCCUACUCUAUGAUAUCUACGUAGAAUGAUUUUUUUUUGAAACAUAAUAUGAUAUCUACUUUAUUCAUUUCUUAAGUUGGUUGAAUUUUAUUUCUUCAAAGAUGGGAUAAUAUAUUAUAAUAUUUGGUCAAACAAAAGUAUUUCAAACUUUCCAAAACGGUUAAACUUUCUUCACCACACAACACUCUAAUACAAAUUAUUUUUCCUAUUUAUUCACCGUAACGAAGAUCUAAACUCCACACACAAUCCAACCCUUUCAAACAAUUUUUUGUUUUUGUUUUCUGAAGAAUCUUUUUUUUUUUUAAUGAUGAAACUAAAGCAAACCAACGUAAUGUUUAUUGUGUUAGCCCUAGUCUCGGCAUUGGUUUUCCUACAAUCAGAAGCUGGUAAUUAUUGUCCGCUGGAAAAUAUAAAUAGCAUACCAGGAUGUUUCGAUGCGUUGAAAUUAGCAACAGGCAAAGAUAUCAGUAAGCUAACAAGAGCUUGUUGCAGAGCAGUCUUUUCAGUAAGCUCUGAUACUUGCUACUUGCUUCUCUUUCCUGGCAAAGCUUACCCUAUUAAGAUAUUCAGAGACAUUUGUCUUAAUGUUAAUUAUGUUUCUGCUGCUUCACCUUUUUAAUGUUUUAUGUAUCUAUUAAUGAUAAUAAUAUAAUUAAAAUGAAUCGAACUUUCCUUUUCUA
Brassica napus (rape) is the source of this 2925-nucleotide messenger RNA. RefSeq names its product E2F transcription factor-like E2FF. The record is from RefSeq and is a predicted model, not a curated record. NCBI's taxonomy places the organism in Eukaryota, Viridiplantae, Streptophyta, Magnoliopsida, Brassicales, Brassicaceae. Gene Ontology annotation, biological process: regulation of transcription by RNA polymerase II. The transcript is spliced from 11 exons. Gene Ontology annotation, molecular function: RNA polymerase II cis-regulatory region sequence-specific DNA binding; DNA-binding transcription factor activity, RNA polymerase II-specific. The coding region runs from base 122 to 1195 and encodes 357 amino acids. Gene Ontology annotation, cellular component: RNA polymerase II transcription regulator complex.